Molecule: messenger RNA, 2139 nt
Organism: Cuscuta campestris
Lineage: Eukaryota; Viridiplantae; Streptophyta; Magnoliopsida; Solanales; Convolvulaceae
Source: the annotation of a GenBank genome assembly
CGCAGCUCCCCAAAACGUGGGGAGGACACAAAGAUCAGGGCAACCUUAACGUGAGGUCUUCUGCACACUUCUUUCUCGUCUCUCCUUCCACACAAUCCCCAGAAGCAACAAAAACCCACCCAGUAAUCUAAUUGUUCGAGAGAGAUUGUAGCUUUCUAAUGCAGCGAUGGCCACGGUAAACUCCAAGUUAAAUUUGCCGUCUCUGGAGUGCCUCCAGUUCUAUCGCCACCGCCCGCCGCCGUGUGAGACUUGCUUCCGGCAGGCUAUAGUUGUCCGGGAUCCACUUGGCGUGAAGGGUAUUAGAGGAUUUGGGCUGAAACCGUGCAGGGCGUUUAGGCCAGAGAAGGGAGGUGAAUCUGAGAAGACGAAGAAGCAGAAGUAUUGGUGGGAAUCACAAAAAGGUGUCGAUAAUGUGGUCAAGCUUUUCAGGUCUGCUGUUUGGAGCUGCUCUAAGCCCAGUUUAAGGUCAGAUUAUAAAUUUAGGGAAGCUUUGGAGAAAUUGGAGGAUAACUUAUUCUUGUUGGCUUUAUAUGUUGGGAGAUUUAUUAUAACCAUGAUGAGCACCGGAGCUAUAUUGUUGAUUGGGUUUCAAUUGUCAGGCGGGGAUGAACAGAUGAACAAUGUGAUAUGGUAUAGUUGGCUUGGAGGAAUCAUCAUUGGGACAAUGGUUGGGUCCAAUAUGGUUUUGGAGGAAGCGAGUCGAGCUGGCCCACGAAAUGUUGUAAUAACGGGAAGUACAAGGGGAUUGGGGAAAGCUCUAGCUCGAGAGUUUUUACUCUCCGGAGACCGUGUUGUCAUUACCUCUCGCAGCCCGGAAUCGGUGAAUAUGACUAUCAAAGAGCUAAAAGAUAAUCUAAAUCAAAUUGUGAGAAGUACACCUGGCUCACCUAAGAAUAAAUGGGCACAUGCAAAAGUGGUUGGAAUCGCAUGUGAUGUCUCUCAACCUGAAGAUGUUCAGAAACUUGGAAAGUUUGCAGUUGAUGAACUUGGUUCCAUUGACAUUUGGGUAAAUAAUGCCGGGACAAACAAAGGUUUCAGGCCCUUGCUUGAUUUCACUGACAAUGACAUUCAAGAAAUAGUGUCGACAAACCUUAUAGGAUCUAUUCUUUGCACUCAAGAAGCCAUGCGGAUCAUAGCAUCUCAGGAUAAAGUGGGUCAUAUAUUCAAUAUGGAUGGUGCUGGUUCUGGAGGGUCUAGCACUCCUCUCACAGCUGUGUAUGGGUCAACAAAAUGUGGUCUAAGGCAACUUCAAGCAUCACUCUUCAAGGAGUGCAAGCGAACGAAUGUUGGAGUUCAUACUGCCUCCCCUGGGAUGGUUUUGACUGAUUUGUUGUUAAGUGGAUCAAGUGUUAAAAACAAACAGAUGUUUAACAUAAUAUGUGAGCUACCCGAGACUGUUGCUCGAACUCUAGUGCCACGGAUGCGGACUGUGAAAGGAAAGGGAAAGGCUAUUAACUAUCUGACCCCACCAAAGAUACUGUUUGCUUUGGUCAGUGCAUGGCUGAGAAGAGGCCGCUGGUUCGAUGACCAGGGAAGAGCUGUGUAUGCUGCUGAGGCAGAUAGACUGCGAAACUGGGCUGAAAACCGCGCUCGUUUGUCAUUCACGGAUGCCAUGGAAAUGUACUCAGAAGACACUUGGAUUUCUGUCUUCUCUCUUUCUGCCCUUUGUGCCUUCAUCAUUCUAUCAACCACAGGUUAGAAGAAGGUUUGGGUGCCCAAUCCAGGCCAGGAGGAUCAUGCCAACUAGAAGACAACUUGAGAUUAUCAAUGUAAGUUCAUGAUCUUCGAGAGAAGAGCAGAAGGGGAUCUGUUGAACAUUUAUUUUGGGAUUCGGAAAAUGUAUUUCAUCCGUCCCAAAAUAAGAGUGACAGUUUGUCUACACAAAGUUUAAGAAACUUGUAAAAAAGUAAGUGUGUAAAAAGUGUGGUUUGAUUUUUUUAAAAGGACAAUCUGAAAGAGAAAAGUGUUACGGAGUACUAUUCUUUCAUGCCAUUUUUGAAGGCGUUAAACCAAAAUACUACGCGGUAACAUUUUAAAGCAGCAUUUCUAAUAAUUUUCCUACAGAAGCAUGAAUUAUGCGCUCCAUACAAUUUUUUUGGAUGAACCCUUAGGUUCACUUAAUAAAUCAUGGACUUUCUU